AGAUUAGCACUAUGAUGCAACAAGAGGAGGGAACGCAGGAGGCGCUGCGCGUGCUAGGACGAAACCCGUUCGAGGGCAUCACCACCAAGACGCGCCUGCGACAACUGCUGCAGACCCACCAAGGGCGUGACAAGGUGUUCAAGGUGGCACAGUACCUCAUCCGCAUCAGGCUGUGGUGGAACUCGGUAGAUUUCAACGUCAACUACAUGCCCGGUGAGGAGUUCUCUCGCCUGGAGAAAAACCUCAUGACAAUUAUCAACAGUCGUCGUAUGUUCCGAUUGGGCCGUUUCUUUGGUGAGUUUGUGCGGAUGCGCGUCACGCUGAUCAAGGCCUCGGAGCUCGUGUACAUCCCCGUCAGCGGCGGCCAGUGGAUUGCCCUCUUCAUUCAGUGCCAGAUGAUUUUAGACAUGAUCGCUCGUAGCCUCCUCUUUGUUAAAUCGCUCUUUGAGGACGUCGCGUUCCUUGUGCAAAAAGGUUUCUUUCAUAGCAAUGUGGCGGGCCGACUGAUUUACAUCGCCACCCGCUGCGGCCUUCCCGUGCUCACCAUUGAUCUUUUCCUCAACACGCUGCGCCUCUAUCAAGGCAUUCUCGACGCCUCCGACCCGGAGCCAACACGGGAGAUUAUGUUCUCCAAGGACAACUUCUCGCUGCUGUCCAAGUACGAUCGCGUGGACAAGCUACGCCGCAAGUUAGCGUCCACCACGGACGAGAAAGAAAAGCUCAAGGAGGCGCUGAAGGCGCAGCAGGUUGGAGUGGAUGGGGCGAGUAACCAGAACAACGUCUACGUCACGUCCUACGCGGAGCUGCUGUGGACCGACUUUGAGCUUCAUUGGAUUUGUGUCACGGAGACAAAGCUGCUGCUGGACAUCUUUGUGGCCUUAUCAAAUUUGAGAGAGUGGAAGCUUCAGGGAGCCGUGAGUACGGCGGGUCUUCUAUCGGGAUUCUGUUCGGUGUACCGUGUUUGGACGUACGGCCGCUAA
Messenger RNA from Leptomonas pyrrhocoris, 980 nucleotides. RefSeq lists its product as hypothetical. NCBI's taxonomy places the organism in Eukaryota, Euglenozoa, Kinetoplastea, Trypanosomatida, Trypanosomatidae. The coding region runs from base 12 to 980 and encodes 322 amino acids. Gene Ontology annotation, biological process: peroxisome fission; regulation of peroxisome size. The transcript has a single exon. Gene Ontology annotation, cellular component: peroxisomal membrane. The record is from RefSeq and is a predicted model, not a curated record.